UCACAUGACCGCCUCCGUUAUUUCCUGCAGCACCAACCUCUCCGCUACUCGCUCCUGCCUGCGACAGCACAGCAGUGGUGUGGUCGCUCUGAUCGCACGUUAACGGAAAGACGAAAAACACUCCUUACGAAGUGCAGGCCUCCACUGUGUUGAAGUCACAGCGACGACGGAUAUAAAACACUUAUAUACUUGUUUUCUAAUCUUAGUUUCAGUUUUUUUUACUUGAUAUUCCUGUAAAAAAACUCAUUAAAAAAAAAAAAAAGCUCAUAAUGGCGACAGCUGCGGUGUCUGCCCCUGCUGGCUGCAGCCCCGGGUCGGGAACGGAGCUAGUCCGCGGGCAGGCCUUCGACGUCGGGCCUCGGUAUAGCAACCUCUCCUACAUCGGGGAGGGAGCCUACGGGAUGGUGUGUUCUGCCUAUGAACGGGACAACAAGAUACGUGUGGCCAUUAAGAAGAUCAGCCCUUUUGAGCACCAGACGUACUGCCAGCGCACCCUGAGAGAGAUCAAAAUCCUUCUGCGCUUCAAACAUGAGAACAUCAUCAGCAUCAACGACAUCAUUCGCACACCAACCAUUGACCAGAUGAAGGACGUAUACAUUGUCCAGGAUCUCAUGGAGACUGACCUGUACAAACUCCUGAAGACUCAACACCUGAGCAACGACCACAUCUGCUACUUCCUCUACCAGAUCCUACGAGGGCUCAAGUACAUCCACUCUGCCAACGUCCUGCACCGCGACCUGAAGCCCUCCAACCUUCUGCUCAACACCACCUGUGAUCUCAAGAUCUGCGAUUUUGGUUUGGCUCGUGUGGCUGAUCCUGACCACGAUCACACUGGUUUCCUAACAGAGUAUGUUGCCACUCGUUGGUACCGAGCACCUGAGAUCAUGCUCAACUCCAAGGGCUAUACCAAGUCCAUAGACAUCUGGUCGGUGGGUUGCAUCCUGGCUGAGAUGUUGUCCAACAGGCCAAUCUUUCCCGGGAAGCACUACUUGGAUCAGCUUAACCACAUUCUGGGGAUCUUGGGAUCUCCCUCUCAGGAGGAUCUCAACUGCAUCAUCAACAUUAAGGCCAGGAACUAUCUCCUGUCGCUGCCUUUACGCUGCAAAGUGCCAUGGAACCGCCUCUUCCCCAACGCUGAUCCCAAAGCUCUGGACCUGUUGGACAAGAUGUUGACCUUUAACCCUCACAAGAGGAUCGAGGUGGAGGAGGCCCUGGCGCACCCUUACCUGGAGCAGUAUUACGACCCCACAGAUGAGCCUGUUGCCGAGGCCCCGUUCAAGUUUGACAUGGAGCUGGAUGACCUACCCAAAGAGACACUGAAGGAGCUCAUCUUUGAAGAAACUGCACGUUUCCAGACUGCCUUUAGGUCCUAACAUCUCACACAGCUUUUUCGAUGCAUAACAUGAGUCUACUGAAAAGCAGCAGAGUGUGACGUCUCUCUAAUUAGAGCAGCAGAACGCACAAAGCUGCUCCCUGCAGAGGCAACAGUUUGAUUGUUUGUGCAGCUUUUAAAUGUAUCUUCACAUCCGAAUUCCUCCAUUUCAGUAUCUGUAACUUCUGUUAAUGUAUGUUUUACCUUUAUCUUUGGCUAUAGUAACAUUGUGACUGAUGUAAUCCAAGUGCUGACAUAAUGCAUUUCUCUUUAAAGGAUCAGAGUAGAAGCCAGAGGUGAUGGGGAAUUUUAUAAAAGAAUAUGUAAUACUUGUAAAUGCUAAAUUUAAGUAACGGGAAGUUCUUACAUAAACAUUUGUAGCUGAGUCUUUUUAAGUGUACGUCUUAUUUUAUUUUUUCUUUGCGGUGGUGUUUCUGCACGGCUCUAGUCUCUUGGUGUUGGUUACCUGUCACUCAAACCGUGUGUUUUACACUAGUAGUGGUGACGUUAAGAGAGUCUGUAAGCUUCUCACUUUUUGUUGAUCCAUGGUGGCCACUUUUCUUAAUUUUGAAUAAUCCACAGCAUGUAAAAUGAUUGAGCACAGAGGAUGUAAUUCCAAGGUAGAGCAACUAGAAAUUAAUAACGCCUUUACAAGGACCCAUGUUGAGCUACAUGUAGGCUUCCCAACACCAGAAAACUCACUCUAUUCCUGAUUCAAGACCAUUAUAUCUAGUUCAGUUUUUACUGAGGAAUAUUUUCCAUUCUGUAAUCUUAAAUCUAACUUUUGAGUACAUGUAGAGGUACAAAUUAAAGGUAUAGCAACCAUUUAAAAAGAAAUAAAGAUGGCAAUGAAGAAAUGCAGGAUAGGUAAACGUGUGUGCCAGGUGAAUAGUGAGGAGUGCUUUAUAUUCAGUCAAAGGUAGAGAACACAAAACUCUUUUUACAUGGACAAUGAACAUCAGAUCCUCCUACAGUGCAGAAGUCCCAUACUGAAAAUGUUUUCAUUAGCUUCACGUUAGGGUUUGAGUUCAAAAAUCAAAAAUGCAACUUGUCAAAGGGAACCUAACCCUGUUUGCUAUGCUAAGUGAAAUCACCAAAGAAAUAGAAUUAUUUCUGUCUGUUCAACUAAUCAUUACUUAAAAUAAAGAGGAAAGACAAAUGUCUUUUUGUCAGGUUUCUUAUAAUAAGGUCUUAGUGUUAGUCAUUUGACACAGGACAAGGUUUAUAAAUGACGUCCGUGCUGUCUCGUCAUGGGGGAAAAAUUGCGUUGCCGAACAUAUUUAGUCAUAGUUUUGUUUAAUGACUGUA
Molecule: messenger RNA, 2680 nt
Organism: Cottoperca gobio
Lineage: Eukaryota; Metazoa; Chordata; Actinopteri; Perciformes; Bovichtidae
Gene: mapk1
Product: mitogen-activated protein kinase 1
Exons: 9
Coding region: 270-1373 (367 amino acids)
Biological process (GO): protein phosphorylation
Molecular function (GO): ATP binding; MAP kinase activity
Source: RefSeq, a predicted model, not a curated record